AUGCCGCGCCGCAGCCAGACACCCGAAGCCUCCACCGCGCAAUUCCCACCACAGUCACACUCUCAUCCCGACCCCGACGCUCGCUCACCGCGCGCCCACAAGAAACACCACCGUUCGCAUCGCUCGCACCGCUCGCGCUCCCCCCGUCGCGACGACGACACCCACCGCCACAAGCGGCACCGCUCUCGCUCACCCGCCGCACCCCGACCCAUAGACCUACCCUACAAAGCGCAGCCACUAUCAAAACGCCACUACGAAGACUACAAACCGCUCUUCCAAUCCUACCUCGACAUCCAGAAGAACAUCCAACUCGACAGCCUCGAUGAGCGGGAAAUAAAAGGGCGAUGGAAGAGCUUUGUUAGUCGUUGGAAUCGGGGGGAGCUAGCGAGGAGUUGGUAUGAUCCUUCGAUGUUGAAGACGGCGACGGAGACGGUGCAGAUGUAUCGUGGGAUUUCUCCUGGGGUGGCUGGGAGGAGGGCGUCGCCUAGCUAUGCGCGGAAGCAGGGAGAGGAGGAGGUCUCAGAUGCAAGCGACGAUGACUUCGGUCCCGCACCGCCUACAAACCUCCCCCGGCACAGCGGCCACGGACCCACGAUACCCAACAUGGACGACCUAACCCUCCGCAACGAACUCGUCUCCUCAGACCUCACAACCUCCCAAUCGCACUACCUAGACUCCCUCCGCCACGCCCGCAAAACCGACCGCCAAUCCCAAAAAGCCGCCCUCGACGACCUGAUCCCCCGCGCCGACCCCAACACCCGCGACCGCCAACUCGAAAAGAAGCGCGAAGUAACCUCGACCCUAAACUCCUUCCGCGACGCCAAAGAAGCCGGGGAAGUCGACGUACCAGAGUCAGACCUCAUGGGCGACGACGGGAUAGACGUGUAUAAGAAGAAGAAGAAGGAGCAGGAGAGGCAGAAGAAUGAGAGGGAGAUACGUAGGGAGGAGAUUGCGAGGGCGAGGGAGGCGGAGAGGAAUGAGAGGUUGAGUGAGAGGAGGGAGAAGGAGGCGGGGACUAUGGAGUUUUUGAGGAGGAUUGCUAAGGAGAGGUUUGGGUAG
Alternaria hordeiaustralica is the source of this 1059-nucleotide messenger RNA. RefSeq lists its product as uncharacterized. Bases 1 to 1059 code for a protein of 352 amino acids. The record is from RefSeq and is a predicted model, not a curated record. Lineage: Eukaryota; Fungi; Ascomycota; Dothideomycetes; Pleosporales; Pleosporaceae. The transcript has a single exon.